UAUUUUGUAGUUACCUAAAAGUUCAAAAAUCCCAUUUGAAAAUGGAUAAGUUUUAAGUAUGGUCAUUAAAUUCGGUGGUCCGCAUGAAUGCUAGUAACUGCCCACUCUCAACAUUUCCUCCAUCAUGCUGUUAGAUUCAUUCAACUCCAAACAAGAGAUGCAUUUGAUUUACAUAAUUUAAGAGAAUGUUCAGUAGACAAAAUAGUUAAAAUUAAAGAAUAAACAGAACAGAAGCAUCAGGUUUUGGCAGAAGUUUCCAAUAUUCCACUUAGACUUUCUAUGUUUUGAUUUGAAAACACAGAGGAAAGAGGUGGCAUCUCUGUAUUCGCUAUAGGCAGGAGAAUGACAUGACUGAAAACAUGAUGAAAAUUAGUUACACUCAAAUAGCAAUUUACAACAAUAUCCUUCUAAGAGAUACCUGCUUUUUUUUGCCUUAUUGACACCCAUUUAGAAUAUCUUGGUUUUUCCAACUGGGUAUGUCAGAGAUUUAGAGUCUCGGAGUUCAUCAAAAAAUUGUUUGAAGCAGAAGCCCGAUGCACAUUCAAUGGAGGACAUUAAAUAGGGGAUGCAAAAGCAACAAACCAAGUACAAACUGGUUGGUGCCCAUUUUGGUUAUGUGCAAAGAAUCUGAAGACCUGGAAUGGGGAUGAUGAUAAGAUGGUGGCCUGAUUACUGCAACCAACAGCAACUGUAAGGAAGGUGAUGUAAUAUAGGGUCAAGCAAAAGGGCCAAAGCAGUCAGCCUUAGGUUUGAAUCUAAACAGUAUAGGCAGAAGCAGAACAAAAACACUAAUUUGAUUCCUUGUUUGUCAUUUCAUGGUAAUGACCUUGCUUCGUUGUUUUUAUCUUUGAGGCCAACGUAAAUUCAGGCUUAGAAAUCGGAAGGUAUCCAGCUUGGUUUAUGGGCUUAUUGAUAAUUAUUAUAAAAGCAAUUAUGCCUAAAUUUUUUUAUAAUAAUUAUAAAAGCAAUUAAAAAUUUUUAGGCUCGUUGGAAGAUUGAUUCUGGAAGCAUUUAAGUAAUCACACAUUUGGAAAGUGAUAUAUUAAAUUAGGAACGAAGAAAUAAUUGUUUGGGGACAGGAUGAAUGAAGAGGAUUAUUAGGGAAGUUGGUGGGUGGAAUUUGUAUAGGUGGAGUGUAGUUGAAGGGUUUUCACAUGUGCUUGUGGUAGUGAUAAAGCUGGUGGACUUCUCUUCACAUGUCAAGCUUUCUAAGCAAGCACUUUCUUGCUUUCUUCUUCAUCAUGUCUUCUAUACAUACUUCUAAUUGCCUUUGUCUCUGAAAGCUGUGCUCGUGAAGCCAGGCAAAGCAAUCCAGAUAUAUUUGCAGGGGUGCCCAAGUUGGUAUCAGGUAACAUGGUUAACGAAUGGAAUUCACCUAUCAAACUACACCAGCUGUGUCCUCAGCGGAGAAAUAUUAUUCAAGUGGCAGCAAUAAUUGGAAUGUGUUCUCUGUUCUAUGUAUUAGGAGUGUGGAUUAACACUUCCUCCCCUGUUACCUUACAGGAAAUACACUGCAUUUCAAAUACUGUGAAGGUGUCAUCUUCAGUCUCAUUAGAUUUUGAACUUCAUCAUUCAGCAUCAUUAGGUGAGGUUUCAAAUAGGUCUAGGUCUUUUCCACCCUGUGAUAUGAAGUACAGUGAAUAUACUCCCUGUGAGGAUUCUAAGAGGUCGCUCAAAUUUUCUAGAGACAGGUUAAUGUAUAGAGAACGUCAUUGCCCAGAAAAGAAUGAGUCAUUGAAAUGCCUUAUACCAGCUCCGCCAGCAUAUAAAAAUCCAUUCCCAUGGCCGAACAGUAGAGAUUUUGCUUGGUUUGCAAAUGUUCCACACAGGGAGCUAACAAUAGAGAAGGCCGUACAGAACUGGGUUCAAGUUAUUGGGGAUAAAUUUCAUUUCCCCGGUGGUGGAACCAUGUUUCCUCAUGGUGCUGAUGCCUACAUUGAUGAUAUCAAUUUAUUGAUCCCUUUGACUGACGGAACAAUCAGGACUGCCAUUGAUACUGGCUGUGGGGUUGCUAGCUGGGGUGCUUACCUGCUGAAGAGGAAUGUCUUAACCAUGUCCUUUGCACCAAGAGAUUCACAUGAAGCACAGGUCCAAUUUGCUUUAGAGCGUGGAAUUCCAGCUAUGAUUGGGAUCAUGUCAUCCAAUAGGCUUCCAUAUCCAGCAAGAGCUUUUGAUAUGGCUCAUUGUUCACGGUGUCUGAUUCCAUGGAAUAAGUAUGGAGGUAUGUACUUGUUUGAAGUUGACCGGAUAUUGAGGCCUGGUGGUUACUGGGUUUUAUCUGGACCUCCUAUACACUGGAAGAAGCAUUUUAAGGGCUGGAAUCGGACAGCUGAGGACUUGAAGCAAGAACAAGAUGAAAUUGAGGAUUUUGCCAAUAGUUUAUGUUGGAAAAAGAUUGCUGAAAAUAAUGACCUUGCAAUAUGGCAAAAGCCAUCAAAUCACAUGAACUGUGUGAAAACACGCAGAAUCUUAAAUGUUCCUGGCUUCUGUCAAGAUGAUAUUCCGGAUGCUGCUUGGUAUAAGAAGAUGGAAACUUGCAUAAGUCCCCUUCCACAGGUCAAUGAUAAUCAAGAUAUUGCUGGAGGGGUUAUAGAAAAGUGGCCACUACGUUUAACAGCCAUCCCACCUCGAAUAAGCAGUGGAAGUAUGGCAGGAAUCACAGCUGAAAAUUUUACGCAAGAUACCCAACUUUGGAAAGACCGUGUGACAAGCUACAAAAAAAUUAUUGAUCCACUUGCCCAUGGGAGAUAUCGCAACAUCAUGGACAUGAAUGCUCAUAUGGGUGGUUUUUCUGCUGCUUUAGCUAAUGACCCUGUUUGGGUUAUGAAUGUUGUUCCAGUAGAUGCUAAAGACAACACACUCGGUAUCAUAUAUGAACGGGGAUUAAUUGGUACCUAUCACGAUUGGUGUGAAUCUUUCUCAACAUAUCCCCGGUCAUAUGAUUUAAUUCAUGCAAGUGGAGUUAUAAGCAUGUACCAAGAUAGAUGUGAUGUUGAUGACAUUCUUUUGGAGAUGGACCGUAUCCUGCGUCCAGAAGGAACUGUGAUUUUGAGAGAUGAUAUAGAUACUCUGGCAAAAAUACAAAAUACAAUCAGUGGCAUGAGAUGGAAGAGCUGGCUUGCAAAUCAUGAAACUGGUCCCUUUGCAAGGGAGAAACUCCUCAUUGCAGUUAAGGAGUACUGGACUGGUACAGAAAAGGCAACAGAGAGCAGUUUGUGAGGAUUUAUGCAUCAUGAUUACAUUUGAAUUUAGAAUUUUGCAAAACUGAGUGAGGGAGAUGAAACAAGAAUUACUCUCCUUGUAUUCUACAAACUGAGUUUGGAAUAUGAAUACCUAUUGUUUUGUCAGGAUUAUCUAUCAGCGGGAGAUGAGCAAUUCUCCCCUUGAAUGAUCACUUAUAUGCUGUCAUUCUCUAUUUAUAAGGCCCAUGAGCUUUUCUUAUUAUUCAAACAAGUGUAAGAUUAUAAAAAAAUUUAACUUAUAUCUAAUUAUUUAAGGAUCUUGAAAUUCUG
Molecule: messenger RNA, 3512 nt
Organism: Cryptomeria japonica (Japanese cedar)
Lineage: Eukaryota; Viridiplantae; Streptophyta; Pinopsida; Cupressales; Cupressaceae
Product: probable methyltransferase PMT17
Exons: 7
Coding region: 1354-3219 (621 amino acids)
Cellular component (GO): trans-Golgi network; endosome; cytoplasm
Molecular function (GO): methyltransferase activity
Source: RefSeq, a predicted model, not a curated record